AACAUACCAAACAAUUGCACUCGAUUGUUUAUAACGCUAAAGGAUUUAUUGACUGCAAUAGCCCGUCCAUUUGUGUGCAGAGUCUCUAGAAUCCUUUAAAUCACGACAGGAAUUCUCCAUAACUUCCGUUUAACUUUCCGUUUUAACUAAUUGAAAUAGAGGCAAACCUUAUCGUCUUUUUUUGACCCGUCACCAAAAGGCCAUUGUGUCACUUUAAAUUUUCCAUCCUCGUGAUCCGAAUAAUUCCAACCACACUAUCACAAUUGAUACCACUGAUCUUCUUUCUGUUAUUUAUCAGUUGACUGACAGCUUUCUCCCAAAAAAAACACGUAUUCUACAAUGAAAAGCCAAAAACUCCAAAAGCUGACCUCCUCAAAGGCUGAAGUUAUUGAGUCUAAGUUCAAAACCGACGCCGACAUUGCCAACGCUAAUUUCAAGGAAAGAGAGUUGGAAAAAUGGGUGCCUGAUGCUGACGACACCAAAGUCUUGACUUUUGAUGAAAACUCCACUGGCGGCUGGGAUCAAUUUAGAGUCAACCAAGAAAAGUUCGGGAUUGAAUCCACGUACGAUGAACAUUUAUAUACCACGAGAAUCAACACCGAGGCCAAAGACUUCCAAGAGCGGGUGAAGAAGGCAGAGAGACUUGCCAAUGAAAUUGAAAACGAUGGUUCCAUUGAUCCUCAUAUUUUGGAAGAAAGAGGAAAGCUUAAAGACACCGGUCUUGACGAAGAAAUGAAAUAUUCGGGUGUUUUAAGAGAUGAGGACCCAGAUGUUACCAAGAGAGACACUCGUGGUGAUGAGUUGAUGGCUGCAUUGAAGUCUGUGAAUAUCAGCGAUAAGAAGUAUGUUCCCCCAAAACCCAAUGCCUUGAACACGGCUCACAAGGAUCCUGCCAUCGCCUCAAUUCAAAAGCCAAGCGACAAGAAACAUACUGAAGAAUCGUUCAGAUUGAAUGCUCAAAGCGAAAUCAACUCUUUGAAAGAGUUUAGUGCAACUUUUAAAGUACCUCAUAAGCUUCCUAACGACUUGUUACCAAUCUUGGCAAAAGACAAGAUAAAACAGGAUGAGAUUCUUAAGAAAUCUUCAACCCCAACCUCUACUUCUGCUUCUUCCACGCUGCCUCCUCCACCAGCUUUCAAGUUGAACCCCAAAGCUGCUGCGUUCACUCCUUCCUCUCCAAGAGGUCAAGGUUCUCCAAAGCCUCAAGCUCCCAAGCUACCUUAUGUUAACAAUGGAAUGUCCAAACGUCACUACCAGAUUUCCCCUGCUGACUUCUUCGGUGGUUUUGACAGAGUUCCAACUAAGGAAAGCCAGAUUGAAAAGUCCAAGAAAAUCAAGAUUUCUUUCAACCUUUUCGUAACUGCUAAGAGGAACACACCAAAAGGUGAACCAGUCACGAUCGAAAGAGCUUACACCACACCACCAACUUGGAAACAAACAGUUGACGAACCUUAUUACAACUUGUUCCCUUCGCCUGACACGAUAAAUCAGCUGCCCCAAGCUAAACCUCAGGUACUCAAUCAACAAGCCCCAGGUCAACACCCACAAGCGAUGAACGUUUUUCAACAACAACAGUAUCAGGCAGCUAUGUUCUAUCAACAGCAACUCGGUAUGAUGCCGCAAGCCCAAGGUAUGCCUGGAAUGUACGUUCCCACCGGAGGUGAGUUCAUGAUGCCAGGAUACAUGCCUCCAAACAUGAAUUAUUCGGGCGGGAGUCCGAAUUCGCCUCGUAUGGUGAUGCAAUACCCAUAUGGGAAUUCUAAUCAGCACCAUCAAAACUAUAAUGGUAACCAUCAUAGAAGAUACAAUCAGAAGCGAAACGAAUAACUUCACCAAAAGAAUGACGUUCCUUCUUAAUGUAUAUAACGAUUAGUCCAUGUGAAUAAAUCACUACUCAUUUUCCUUACUAAAGAGCCUCUUAAUUGUGUGUUUUGUAACCAAUAUUUUCUUUUCCUAGAUUACUCCAAUCCAUAAUAUUCUA
Messenger RNA from Yamadazyma tenuis ATCC 10573, 1981 nucleotides. The record is from RefSeq and is a predicted model, not a curated record. NCBI's taxonomy places the organism in Eukaryota, Fungi, Ascomycota, Pichiomycetes, Serinales, Debaryomycetaceae.